GCCCAACCCAUUUUUCAAAAAAGUAUAAAGGUGGCCUUUCCCUUUGCCUUCCCAACACAUUUACUGCUCUGUCAAUCAGUGUAGGACUUUUUUUCUCUUUACCAUAUCAACCACCUCUCAAGCAGCCACAAUGACCCAGCUAGAAACAUCCAUGGCCAUAAUGAUGAAGGUCUUUGACACAUAUGCUGCUGCCGAUGGCAAGCCCGGCAGCCUGAGCAAAGCCGAGGUGAAGACUUUGCUGGAGAAGGAGCUGCCUCAACUGAUUAAGGGAGCAAAAAACAAAGACGAUGUAGACCAGAUGAUAAAAGGUCUGGAUUUCAACGGAGACGCUGAGGUCGACUUUGAGGAAUUCGCGGUGCUGGUUGCUGCUCUCGCCUGUGCCUGCCACGGCCGCAAAGGCAAGAAGUGAGCAGGGUGACCACGCCCUUGGGUGAAGCCAAAUAUCAGCUACAACGACAUACAAUCCCUGCAGUUACUGUUUUCUGUUACAACUCAAUAAAAUGAUACAUGUACCUGUG
Messenger RNA from Etheostoma spectabile (orangethroat darter), 518 nucleotides. RefSeq names its product protein S100-P. The record is from RefSeq and is a predicted model, not a curated record. Gene Ontology annotation, molecular function: transition metal ion binding; calcium-dependent protein binding; calcium ion binding. The transcript has 2 exons. Lineage: Eukaryota; Metazoa; Chordata; Actinopteri; Perciformes; Percidae. Bases 131 to 409 code for a protein of 92 amino acids. Gene Ontology annotation, biological process: endothelial cell migration. Gene Ontology annotation, cellular component: cytoplasm; extracellular exosome.